AGCAUUUCCGGAUUGGAAGAAAGGUGGCGGCGCUUUGGGCGUUUCCCCACAGGAAUAGAAUGGAAGGAGAAUCCAGCAGACUGGAAAUUCACACUCCAGUUUUUGACAAGAAAAAGAAAAAGUACUCUGUAUAUAAAGAAGGACAUUUGAGGCAUCCCCAUGAAAGUGUCAGAGACUCCCCCCUGGCAAGCGAGCCGUCUCAUGUAACCAAGAGUAAGAAAAAAAAAAAGGAUUGCCAGCAUCUUCUUCCUUCCCCUUUGAAAAAAUCAGAAAUUGGUGGUGAGACAAAAAAGGCCACUUCUGUACCCAAAAAGAAUAAAAAGAAAAAACAUAGGGCUUCAGAGAUGGAUGAGGAAACAGGUGUGGUGUAUGUCUUGGUGGAUAAAGAAAAUAUCGAGAACACACCAAAGAAUUUUAGGAGGGAUGUCGAUGUCGUGUAUCUUGACAUGAGCCAGGAACAGAAGCCAGCAAAAGAGCCUGAAGCAGACGAACUGCAUUCAGUUCCUAAGUCACAUAAAAACGAGUCAGAAGAGCUGCAUCGUAAAGUUAGGGAGACAAAGAGCAGAAAACAUCGGAGGAAAGUGGCCUCCUGGGAUGCUGAGCAGGAGAGCCUGCGUGCAAGCCUCGCUCUGCCCAAGUCAGAACCACACAAGCAAGAAACCCUGCUUUCUGUGGGCCCAGGAGGUGGAAUCCCACAACUACCAGCAUCGGGCAAUAAAAAAAAGUCUAAGAAAAAAAAGAGAAAAAUUGCACAUCAUCAGGAACUUGAGGCAUUGCCUGGGCCUGAGAGUCUAGAGAGCGUGUACUCUGAAGGAUGGCAAGGGGUUGGUGAGGUCGGGACUGCAGAAGGCAGUAAGGAAGCCGGCCGUGUAAAGAAAAAGUCUAAGAAAAGGAAGCGAAGGUCUUCUCUUGAAAGUCCCGUAGCUCCUGGGGGUGAUUUUUCAGUGCCCGCAGAGAGAUUUGAGGACACACACCCUGAUUCACUGGAAGGUAAUGGUGCCCUGAUUGAAGAAAGAGCGAAACCCAGGCCACAGGAGGAGAAAACCCAGGCCUGUUUGGAAGAGGUGCAGAGGUUAGAACCUACAAAUGAAGAGGAAAGACAUUUGGAAUUGGCCAAAGAUUCUGAAACAAGAUAUUUAUCGGAAGACUCCAGAGAUUCGGGUGACUCAGAUGUGGAUUUAGACUCGGCUGUGAGGCAGCUCCAAGAGUUCAUUCCGGACAUCAAGGAAAGGGCUGCCACCACAAUCAAGCGAAUGUACCGGGAUGACUUGGGGCGGUUUAAGGAAUUUAAAGCACAGGGUGUCGCUAUUAGAUUUGGCAAGUUUUCUGUAAAGGAAAACAAGCAGUUAGAGAAAAACGUGCAAGAAUUUCUAUCCCUGACAGGAAUUGAGAGUGCAGACAAACUGCUGUACACAGACAGAUACCCAGAGGAGAAAUCUGUGAUCACCGACUUAAAAAGAAAAUAUGCAUUUAGAUUGCACAUUGGAAAGGGCAUUGCCCGGCCCUGGAAACUCGUCUACUAUCGAGCAAAGAAGAUGUUUGAUGUCAACAAUUAUAAAGGCAGGUAUAGCAAAGGAGACAUGGAGAAGUUAAAGAUCUACCAUUCCCUGCAUGGGAACGACUGGAAAAAGAUUGGCGAGAUGGUGGCUCGAAGCAGCCUCUCCGUUGCCUUGAAGUUCUCCCAGAUCAGCAGUCCAAGAAAUCAUGGUGCUUGGAGUAAGACGGAAACCCAGAAACUAAUCAAGGCCGUUGAAGAAGUGAUUCUAAAGAAAAUGUCUCCCCAUGAGUUAAAAGAGGUGGAUUCUAAACUCCAAGAAAACCCUGAAGGCUGCCUGUCUAUUGUUAGGGAAAAACUCUAUAAGGGCAUAUCUUGGGUAGAAGUAGAAGCCAAAGUAGAAACCAGAAAUUGGAUGCAGUGUAAAAGUAAGUGGACGGAAAUCCUAACCAAGAGGAUGACGAAUGGUCGGGAUGUGUACCGCGGAGUUAAUGCUCUGCAGGCCAAAAUCAACCUCAUUGAAAGAUUGUAUGAGGUAAACGUGGAGGACACUAACGAGAUAGAUUGGGAAGACCUUGCUAGCGCCAUAGGUGAUGUUCCUCCGUCCUAUGUUCAAACUAAAUUUUAUAAGCUGAAAGCUACCUGUGUUCCCUUUUGGCAGAAGAAGACUUUUCCAGAGAUUAUAGACUACCUUUACGAGACCACCCUGCCUCUGCUUAAGGAAAAGUUGGAGAAGAAGGUGGAGAAAACAGGCACCGAAAUCCAGAGUCCCGCGACCCCCAGGCAGGCCUUCCGGUUCAGAGACAUCUUCUAUCAUGACGACAGUGAGGGAGAAGGCGGGGAGAAGAGGCUGUCCAGAGACCCCUGUGGCUCGAGGAGGACAGGCAAGCAGCCUUCGAGAGGUGGGCUUGUCAGCUCCACGAAGGUGAGGGCUGUGCUGUCAAGCGGACGACCCCAAUUUAGAGUCUGAAAAGGGGAAAAGGUGUAUACAGUCUGUACUUGGGAGGACGUGAAGGAGGAAGAGCCGACCCGGAGAGAGCGCGUGAACUCACCUGUCUCAAAAGAAACAAGACGGAGGAACAAAUAAAAUUGUUUUGAACAGUCUUGCCUGUGUACAGUUUGAGUUUCUGCCCCAGUUCUGGUCAUUUGCACUUUUCAAUAGGCACGCUUUUCAGCUGCUAAACUUCAUUUGUGGACCUCAUUCCCCAGCAGAGA
Molecule: messenger RNA, 2710 nt
Organism: Zalophus californianus (California sea lion)
Lineage: Eukaryota; Metazoa; Chordata; Mammalia; Carnivora; Otariidae
Gene: TTF1
Product: transcription termination factor 1
Exons: 12
Coding region: 60-2465 (801 amino acids)
Source: RefSeq, a predicted model, not a curated record